Molecule: messenger RNA, 657 nt
Organism: Drepanopeziza brunnea f. sp. 'multigermtubi' MB_m1
Lineage: Eukaryota; Fungi; Ascomycota; Leotiomycetes; Helotiales; Drepanopezizaceae
Cellular component (GO): endoplasmic reticulum
Molecular function (GO): protein binding; adenyl-nucleotide exchange factor activity
Source: RefSeq, a predicted model, not a curated record
AUGGAUUCCAAACUCAACUCCCUCCUGAAAUGGUCCACCGAGAACUCCUCUUCCGACCCUUCCUCAGCCCCCGCAAAACCAAUCGACCCCGCCGCGCUGUCCGCCCUCUUCGGCGGCCCCAGCGACGCCGACCUGAUGAAGAUGUCCAUGGCCGCCAUUCUUUCCUCCGACCCCGAGAUCACCCUCGAGGACAAACUAGUCGCCUUCGACAACUUCGAGCAACUAAUCGAAAACCUCGACAAUGCAAACAACAUUGAGGCUCUCGCCCUCUGGCCCUCUCUCCUAGGCACCCUCUCGGAUCCCGCACCCGACAUCCGCACUAUGGCCGCGUGGUGCAUCGGCACAGCGAUCCAGAACAACGCGAAGGCGCAGGAGCGCUGCCUCGCGCACGGCGGCAUCCCGCUGCUGGUACGGCUGGCGCGCGCGGAGGCCGAGGAAGUGGUCGUGAGGAGGAAGGCCGUGUAUGCGCUUAGCAGCGCAUGUAGGAAUUAUCAACCUGCCAUGGAUGUCCUGGUUGGGGAGUUGAGGGGCGAGGAAGUUGAGGGGAUGGAGUUAGGAGAGAAGGUGGAUGCGGCUGACAUGGGUGUCUGUGAUGGGAUUUUUGGGGCGCUGAGGGAUGCUGCUACUAAUUGUCGUGUCGUGGGGAAGAAUGCUUAG